AUGUAUCAAACUCACUCGACUUUUGUCAAAAAACGUCAGUUCUUUUUGGGUUGUUUCCGUAACUCAGAGGCGCAUAUUUUCACUGGAGGUAUAACAAUAGAAGGAGGCUCCCUCCCAAAAGGCUCUCCUCCCUCGCCGAACUUCUCUUCUCAACUAACUCCAGCCGCCCUCCUCCCUCUCAGCCGGAAUUCCGUUUUCCCACCACCGUCGGAAUGUUCUGCAAUCUCUCAACUCCGCACAUCUCUCCAUCUGCAAUCAACUCCGCAACUCCCUCCGUCUGCAAUCAAUCACCGCCGGACUAUUCCGCAAUCUCUCAACUUCGCACAUCUCUCUGUCUACAAUCAACUCCACAACUCCCUCCGUCUGCAAUCAACCACCGCCGGACUAUUCUGCAAUCUCUCUGUCUACAGCUCCCUCUGUCUGCAACUUCCCUGCGGCUGUAGCCUCCCUCUGUCACGUCCUGCUUCCUCCCAGCCGGUACACUCAGUUCUGGUCAACCUCAACUCUUCCUCUUCAUAUACUUCAAGCAUCUUCAAGAGGCAUACUUACAAGUAUAGCGUGGCUGCCAGGAAUACCCAUUUUGUCAAUAAAACUUGA
Vicia faba (fava bean) is the source of this 597-nucleotide messenger RNA. The record is from the annotation of a GenBank genome assembly. Lineage: Eukaryota; Viridiplantae; Streptophyta; Magnoliopsida; Fabales; Fabaceae.